Porites lobata is the source of this 1950-nucleotide messenger RNA. The record is from the annotation of a GenBank genome assembly. Lineage: Eukaryota; Metazoa; Cnidaria; Anthozoa; Scleractinia; Poritidae.
AUGAUGGCCUGCCAUCAGCUUGCAGAAGAAAAAUGCCAAGCAAUCUUUAAACCAAAGGACGAUACAAACUACUUUACUUUAGGAUCCGAGUUUAUUCUUUUCGCAGAUGACAAUUCUACAAUACUUGUCAAAAAGGAUUUUCUUACCAGUCUUGGUGAGUAUGAGUGGACCGCGUCACGCUCUACAGAAAUUGCAAUUUUGCGCCAUUUGGAAAACGAAAUUAAAACUGUAUAAAUUUCAGUUUUUUCGGGGCUAGGAAUUGCGUUCAUUCUUUAAGCUAUCAGAGUAAAUAAUGACUUCCAAGAUUUUCUUAGCCCAGAAGAAAACAUUUUCAUAACAAGUAAGAUGUUAUAUCCAAUUUUAGUUUAAAGGACACAAAUGAACUUUAUUGUGGCACAGAGACAAAGAGGUCAGUGCCGAAGUAACAUACAAUAGCUUAGAACUCUGGCCUUAGCCCGGCAAAGAGUUAACUGUUGUAAACUGGCAACUCUAAUUUAUGGCCUGUGUUUUCUAGAAUUCUAUGUCAAUAAUCUGAAGUGCGGAACGUCACCAACGAAAGUACAAAGACCCAUUUCGUCUGGAGAAGUGAGCUGUCGUCUUCCGAAUAUAGAUCCUUUUGACGCAAGUUCCAUGAGGUAUUUUCUACCUAUAGUACCGAUUGCGUGUGAACGCGACGCAACGCUAUUUACCAGCUACCGUGACGGUCUUCUCAAAGUCGUGGUUUAUCAUGACAGAGGUGCGCCUGUUACAAAUCUGUCCUUUCAAACGAUACAUAGGCAAACGGAUGGCUCCGAUUCUGGAUUCCGCUUAGGAAAUCGAAGACCAUUGAAGUAUAAAGCACCAGUGUUGAAAUUAAACCACGAUUUCAUUCAAGUGAACGCCGAGUUCUUCAAUGGAGUGAAACAAACUGAUUUUCACGCACAGGUUGUCCCCAAAAGUCACGUGCUGCGGCGAGUACCGCAACAAAGGGCUGGUAUACCAUUAAAUAUUGUCAUUUUAGGAUUGGACCAAACCUCACACGCAACUUUUCAGCGUCUCCUUCGCAGCUCGUACAAGUUCCUGCAGAACAAGCUACAGGCAUUCAUGUUCAAUGGGUUCUCUUUAGUACGUGAGGGGACCACGCCUCAGCUGACAGCGCUCUUGACCGGACGGAGUCUGGAGGAGAAUUGUAAAAUUCACGAGGCGAGGACUGGCUUCAAGGGCGCCGGAACUGUGGAUCCAUGGCCGUUUAUUUUCAAGUCGUUAAAGGAGUACGGUUACGCUACUAUGUUUAGUGAAGAUGUUCCACCUAUAGGUAAACUAGUCACAUCGAUUUCUUUCCUUGAGCGCACUGAUCUCUUUUAUUUUCUUUGCAGUCUUAGUAAGCAGUCUUUGGGUGCCCUGUGUGUCUUUCCUAUAGCGAUCAAUUACUGUUAGUAGGUAUUUCUCCCCUCUCCAAGCUGUCGGGAACUAUUUACCUCCAAAUCUCACUCGGGCAGGAGUCCAUGCAGCUCCUGAUCUGGAAGAACGAGCUGUUUGUUUUGGUUAGUAUAUUAGGCCGAAUUUAGGUGACGCGAUUUUGCAAGAUGGUUCCAAGAGAAAGUUAUUUCUACAGCUAUUUUAUUGCAUAAGUUAAAUUUAUAUGUUUUUGUUUUGCCUUCAGGUGCUUUCAGUAUGAGGCUCAAAGGCUUUAGUGAGCCACCUUGUGAUCAUUACGCGCGACCGUUUUCGUCAGCGGUGCCACACAAACUAAACGCAGGAGUACUUCAUGAGAAAUGCAUCAAUGCUCAACCUCAACACAAAAUUCAGCUUGAAUAUCUGAAGAGCAUGUUUAGAGCUUAUCCCAAAACACCUAAAUUCGGUUUUAUUUUCCUGAGUAGCCUCGCCAUCAUAACACAAUAUUACCACUUGGUACUGCAGAGAAAGACUUUUACGAGUUCUUUAAAUCGAUGCGGGACUCGGGAUUUUUGA